Molecule: messenger RNA, 1943 nt
Organism: Erpetoichthys calabaricus (reedfish)
Lineage: Eukaryota; Metazoa; Chordata; Cladistia; Polypteriformes; Polypteridae
Product: lymphocyte antigen 75-like
Exons: 9
Coding region: 88-1914 (608 amino acids)
Source: RefSeq, a predicted model, not a curated record
GAAAAAGGUUCAAUAAAUGAGGCAGUUAAACUAAGAAGGCAAAACGUAUGACACUGAAUUUCUGAGAGAACAAUAAAGAUUCUUAAAAUGAAAACAAUUGUAUUGUUCCUGCUUAUGCUAACAUGUACAUUGAAGAGCAGCAGGGGAGAAAUAAUAGAUGGUAUACAAAAGACCUACAGAGUAACACAAGUAAAUAAUAACAAUGGAGCUGGGUCAAGCUCAGCUGUGUCCUACAAUGUUGCACUCCUUGAUUUUGUGAAAGAUAACAUGACAUGGACUGCACCACAGAACUACUGCAGGAAUAGAGCUGCAGAUUUGGUAACUGUCUAUAAAGAAGAAGAUAUUGGGCAACUCCUAAACAAUUCAAAAAUCCAAGAAUUUUGGAUUGGGUUGCAUUGUGAUAGUAGCAACUGGCACUGGUCAGACGGGGAAAAACUUACAUAUUCAAACUGGGACAGAGACUUGUUCUGUGCUUUUGCUCAGUCCAAUGGAUCCUGGAGUGAUUCAGUCUGUAAUGAAAAUAAAACUUUUAUAUGCUACAACAAGACUGGAAACAUCAUGGAAGCAUAUUUCUGGAUAAAUACGUCUAUGAAUUGGAGCAGAGCUCAGAACUACUGUCGAGUGAACUACACUGACCUGGUCAGUAUAAGAAAUGAGACUGAAAAUGAGGCGAUGAGGAAGAACGCACAGGGGGACAACUUCUGGAUUGGUCUGUUCAACAACCCUUGGAAGUGGUCUGAUGGAGGGAAUUCAACAUUUCGAAACUGGAAUAUUGGUAAUCCAGACAAUUGCAAUCAUAUUGAAAAGUGUGUGGUAAAUACCUUUCAACGGAAUGUCCCUACCUGUAAUGAGAAUGGCAACAAUUGUGGGAAAAAUAACUCUCAAGCAAAAGGAUGGAAUGAUGCUAACUGCAAUAACAUGAAGACCUUUUUCUGUACCAACAGAACUAAUGUUUCCACCUCAUAUUACUUUGUGUCAACGCCAAUGUCCUGGGAUGAUGCUCAGAAGUAUUGCAGAGCCAACAACACUGACCUGGUGACAGUUGAGAAUGAAACAGUAAAUUCGGAGCUGCUAAAUAUAUCAGACAAUAGAAGUUGGAUUGGUCUCCGGCAUGAAACUAACCACUGGUACUGGUCCAAUGGAGAUCCUGUCGCCUACACAAACUGGAUACAUAACUUUUCUUGUGCUGUGUUCCAGGCAGACGGCUCUUGGAAUGACUCAGACUGCAAUCAACAGAAACCUUUCAUGUGCUAUAAAGAAUCUAUCAACAUUAGUCACACAUACUUCUGGAUAAAUGAGAAUAUGACCUGGAGCAAAGCUCAGAAUUACUGUCGAGUGAACUACACAGACCUGGUCAGUAUAAGAAAUGAGACUGAAAAUGAGGAGGUAAGGAAGUGGUCUGAUGGUAGAACAUCGUCCCAUCAGAACUGGCAACCCCAAGAACCAGAUAACUUUCAUUACCAAGAAACAUGUAUGAAGGUGAAUACAGAUGGGCAAUGGAGCAACAAGGACUGCAAAUCCAAUUAUUCCUUCUUUUGCUCCCAGAAUGUCAUGAAUGUGACCUUUGUUAAUAAAAAUGUAACUUGGGAAGAAGCCCUGGACUACUGCAUAAAGGUGGGCUCUAGUCUCAUCAGCAUCACAUCACAGACGGAGCAGGAAGCAUUAGCCGCACUGCUGCACACCACAAAUUCAUCAACCAUAUGGCUGGGGCUGAGACAAAGCCGCCUGUUUGGAUUCUGGUUUUGGGUGGAUGAGAGACCCUUGAGUUAUGAGAACUGGGCCAAUGGUAACCACUUAAACCUCUCUAACUCACAUCAUUGUGCCGCCACUUCAAAAACAAAUUUCACUUGGAUUGAUGUUUCUUGUUCAGACAGUCACUCCUUCAUUUGUAAGUCUCCUUUGAACAUAAAUUAAAAUCUUCUAGUUGUAUUUACUUUUAUAUA